AUGUCCCCGAUCAGUAACACCAUUGAAACCACCAGACAGUUGUCGAUGCCACAAGACAGUCGUCGGAACCACCGUAACGUUAUCAGAACCACAGUAAUAUUGUCGAAACCACCGGAUCAGCGCCUCUUCAUUCUUUCCGAAUCUUCUUGUCAUCAUGUCGCUUCACUUACCACCGUCGGAAACUGCCUCCUAUGCCUUUUCACUAAAAUUCAUCUCCUCCACCUCCCUCUAUGUGAACGAAGAAUAGAAGAAAGGAAGCAACGAAUCAGGAAGGGCUCUGAAAAGAUCAUUCACGUCCAAUACCAAUUCGUAAACCAAUUCUGA
Molecule: messenger RNA, 324 nt
Organism: Lactuca virosa
Lineage: Eukaryota; Viridiplantae; Streptophyta; Magnoliopsida; Asterales; Asteraceae
Source: the annotation of a GenBank genome assembly